Messenger RNA from Penicillium bovifimosum, 297 nucleotides. RefSeq lists its product as uncharacterized. Lineage: Eukaryota; Fungi; Ascomycota; Eurotiomycetes; Eurotiales; Aspergillaceae. Bases 1 to 297 code for a protein of 98 amino acids. The transcript has 2 exons. The record is from RefSeq and is a predicted model, not a curated record.
AUGGCACAGAACAGCGAGAAAGAGCCCAUCGAUGAGAGCUCUGAGACCAUCGACACCUCGAGCUCUCUUGAUGCCUUGUUAAAUGAGAUCACAACCCGCUGCGACAGACAGACAAGAGAGAUCAACAAAUGGCUGGGUCUCGCCGAAGACUUCAAAAAAGCCACUGCCGACUUGCUGGAGCGUGCGGAGCGCCAUAGGAGAGCAACCGCCGAGUUCAGAGCCCUGUUCCUCAGGACCCCCACGACGCCUUUCAUGCCACAAAACACCGAAAACGUAAUACAACAUGUAGACAUCUAG